Messenger RNA from Cylicocyclus nassatus, 524 nucleotides. NCBI's taxonomy places the organism in Eukaryota, Metazoa, Nematoda, Chromadorea, Rhabditida, Strongylidae. The record is from the annotation of a GenBank genome assembly.
AUGAACAUCCGAUACGAAGAGUUAUGUGAUGAUAUCUUUGGCGCUGAUGACGAGUUUUUGUCAAUGUUCGAGAAAGAAGCAUCUAAUGCGGAAGAUAAGGAGCGGUCGUUCACUCAACCGGGCGCUUUACAUGCGGGUAUUCAAUCAAACUAUGCUGUUGUUUGCAUGGAAAGUAAAUUAACGGAAGUGGGACUACGUUAUGUGGAUAAAAUGUAUGAACAAAUCAAGCAGAAAAAUGCAGAAGUAGAAAAAUGUCGUUCUUUGAUUGCUCAACAUAACGCCGAUAUCACGAGUAUUACUUCCGAACUCAUCAGUAUUCAUGAAGAACUCGGUAGUUUGGCUUCCGUUGUAGACACAGUCAUAGGCGUAUCUCCUUCUGAAUAUUCAAGAACUUCUAUGACCAAGACAAGAUCAGCAUAGACUGUAGAUUGAAUUUAAAUGCCUAGUCAUAAUAUUCUUAUUGUUUGUUACACUCGUAAAUUCGUUGUUUUUUGUUGAAAUGUCUCUGCUGUAUCAUAAUAAGC